AUGUCAAUGUCCUCUGAAGAUGAGCAGAGCGGUGUCCUAGUUGAUAACAGAGAUAACAGAUUGUGCCAUCCUCUUCCUGAUCAGUCUAUAUUUUUUUUUUCAGUGGAGCAGUUAAAAUUAGGGUUCCAACGUCUAACUGAAAAUGCAUUUCCUCCACAACGGAGUUCAGCUUCAGCUGCAGGCUUUGACUUAAGAAGUGCAUAUGAUUAUAUAGUACCGAAAUUUGAGAGACAAUUAGUUAAGACAGAUUUAGCAAUUAAAUUACCAGAUAAUUGUUAUGGUAGAAUAGCACCUAGGUCUGGGUUAGCUCUUCAUAAUUUUAUUGAUGUUGGAGCAGGUGUAGUUGAUAGAGACUAUACAGGAAAUGUGUGUGUUCUUCUAUUUAACCACUCUAAUAAAGACUUUGUUAUUAAAAAAGGAGAUAGAAUAGCACAGCUUAUUUGUGAAGUAGUAUUAUAUCCAGACUUAUAUGAGAUUGCAAACGUAGGAGAGACUGUGAGGGGAUCAAAUGGGUUUGGGUCUAGCGGUUUACAGUAACAAUCAUUUUAAAAUCAUGUAUACUUUAUAAAAAUAUAUUAUUCUAAUCAACAUUUUUAAAAGUUUAACAGAUGAACUAAUUC
Homalodisca vitripennis (glassy-winged sharpshooter) is the source of this 620-nucleotide messenger RNA. Its product is annotated as deoxyuridine 5'-triphosphate nucleotidohydrolase-like. NCBI's taxonomy places the organism in Eukaryota, Metazoa, Arthropoda, Insecta, Hemiptera, Cicadellidae. Gene Ontology annotation, biological process: dUTP catabolic process; dUMP biosynthetic process. The record is from RefSeq and is a predicted model, not a curated record. Gene Ontology annotation, molecular function: magnesium ion binding; dUTP diphosphatase activity. The transcript has 2 exons. Bases 1 to 537 code for a protein of 178 amino acids.